Carcharodon carcharias (great white shark) is the source of this 4408-nucleotide messenger RNA. Its product is annotated as cysteine-rich with EGF-like domain protein 2-A. The transcript is spliced from 11 exons. NCBI's taxonomy places the organism in Eukaryota, Metazoa, Chordata, Chondrichthyes, Lamniformes, Lamnidae. Gene Ontology annotation, molecular function: calcium ion binding. Bases 882 to 1985 code for a protein of 367 amino acids. The record is from RefSeq and is a predicted model, not a curated record.
UCAGCGCGUCACCUGUUUGAAUGGAGCGGCGGCAGCGCGCGGCCCUCAGCCGCGAGAGAGAGGGAACGAGCCGCGGGGCUCGGCCAUACCAACACCAUCGCCUCACGGCUCCUCCCACCAAAACUACGCGCCAUCCAUCCCGCCCGCUUUCAGCGGCCCGGCCUCAACUCCCCGACAAACUCAAUCUUAGCAAAAGAGAGAAGGAAAAAAAAAUAAAAUGGCGUCCAACAAAACAAGAAGCAGGAAAAGAUUCUUGCAUUGAAUCACAUCACUUGCCAAAGGAACUCCACGUGGGUGCGCGACGGCCCUCAGCGUGUCAAAAGCUAAUUGGUGGGUUGGGUGAUGGACUGCGACGUGGACCAAUCGUGGUACAGUAGGAAGGCGGGACGUGUGAUUUGGAACAUCCGGAUCGUGUGCGCGUUGGAACGCUGGUACCUGCGGAUGAGAAUGUAGCGAGUUCAGUUUGUUACCUGGAGCCAAGGGAAAAGCAGGCCAGUAACUGUUAGGAGGGACAGCUACCUAUAGUCAGUGGGUUGCAGCAGGUCACAGCUACUGAACUAAGGUUUUCUUCGAGUCACAGUGAAGAGGCACCGUUAGCUUUAGCCUGAUCACUUUGCAGUGGCUGCCUACUACAGCUUGGGACUAUACAGUUGUAAGAAGAAGGCAUUGCUACCUGCUUACAACUUUAUGACACUCUCUGCCAGCACAGAAACCCAGGGCAAACUAAACUCUGAAUUCAUGUUUUAUAUUUUGAGUUUGUACUUCGGAAUUCAGUAGCUGUAAUUAACCACUUCUGGCAUUAAUUCUAUUAGAAUUUUAUGCCUAUUAUUAUCUUUUCAGCCUGGUCUUAUUGAGAUUUGUAUUAUAUACAUAGUAAGAAAAUGGGUUGGUCCAGCAAAAGCCUUCAUUGUUUUCUGUUACUUGGAUUGCUGCUGUUAUGUCGCCCGUCAUCAGGGUUUGACAAGCUAUCGUGUCCUACUUGCAAAAAAAUAACCAGCAAUUUCUUAAAGGGUGUAGAAGAUACUUCCAGAAAGAAUUUUGGUGGUGGAAAUACUGAUUGGGAAGAAAGAUAUUUGUCAAAAUAUGAAUUCAGUGAGACUCGUCUCGUGGAAAUCGUUGAGUCCCUGUGUGAGAAUUCGGAGUUUGAAUGUAAUCUCAUGGUGGAAACCAAUGAGGAGUAUAUUGAGCGCUGGUGGUUCACAAUGCAGAAAAAUCAUCCUAAUUUCUUCCUCUGGUUCUGUGUGGAUACAAUUAAAGUUUGCUGUCCUGCUGGGACCUUUGGUGCAGACUGUAUUGGAUGUCCUGGUGGUGCAGAUAGACCCUGCAAUGGGCAUGGUACAUGCGCUGGUGAUGGCACACGGACUGGUGAUGGCUCUUGCAGCUGCACCAAGGAAUACAAAGGAGAAGAAUGUCUAGAUUGUGCAGACAGCUACUACAGCGAAUUCCAGAAUGAAACCCAUUCACUCUGCACAGCUUGUCAUCCUGCCUGCAAAAUGUGUACUGGUCCAUCGAGCAAGAACUGCACUGAAUGUGCAAGUGGCUGGGUAGAAGCUGCUACUGAUGAAGAUGGACCUGCCUGUGUAGAUGUCGAUGAAUGUGCAGCAGAAACCUUACCUUGCAAACAACAUAACUUCUGUUCAAACACAGAAGGGUCCUACUCCUGUGAAGCCUGUGAUGCUGCCUGUGAUGAAUGUACUGGAGGAAGUCCAGAAGAAUGUAUCAACUGUACAACUGGGUACACAAUGGAGGAGCAAAAAUGCAUAGAUAUAAAUGAAUGCAGCUUGCCUGAUAAAGUGUGUACACGUGAAAAUGAAGAUUGUGUUAAUACAGAAGGCAGCUUUAAAUGCAUCUGCACUGAAGGAUAUGAAGACCGAGAUGGGGCCUGUGUAGAAAAAGAAGUGCCAGUAGUAUUGAAGGAUUCUGAAGAGCAAAAUGUUACUGAAUCUGAAACUUUAGCAGAUGUUGCGCCUCAUGAAGACCUUUGACGCACUGCUCAACAUAUUAAUUUGUCUUGUACAAAAAUCUGUGGGCAUAUUUUGAAGAGGGCUGCUGUUUAUGAACGAGGAAGAAGUUAUUUUUCAACCAGAAUGUAAAACAUGUUGCCAAUAUGAUUUGUUUACAUGACCAAAAGCUGCCAAUUACUGGCAUGUUCCCAUUUUAAACUCCUUGGAUCACAAUGCUCUUUGCUCAGUUCUUUGUGUCACAAAUGUGUCUGUCCUUUUUAUGGGAACAAAUUUUGUCAAUAAAAAAACAACUUUGUAGUGCUUUUGAUGCCAGUAAGUGUACCUGGAAGGUUAAAGUUUUAACCUUGAUACAUGAUCUUUUUAUGGUAGCACUGAGUCUCAUAUCUAAAGAUUUAAAAUCUAAACAGUUUUCAGUUGACCUUUGUGAAUGUACCCUUUGUUGUUGUGAUUGUUAGAUCUUUGUUAGCUGAAGAUUAGCGUUUUUAAAAUGGACAUUAUAAAACAAAAAUUCGGGUUUUGUCGCUACAUCUACUCUGGAUUCUGAUUUUAAACUUGACUGAUGAUCAUCAUCAUCCAACUAAUCUCAAUCUCCUCAAUGCUAACUUACCUGUUGGACAUUUCCAGUAUUUUCUCUCAUUGCAAAUUGUAUUUUCAAGGUUUGCUGGUACUGUAUCCUUAAUUUCUGAAUUUGGAGAUCAUUGCAUCACUUGUAAGAUUCUCUCUCUGCAAUCUAACCACAAAAAGGCAUUGUUUAUACUCCAUUUACAUUUUUUUUAAACUGGGGGCUAUUUUAAACUAUGAUCCUUGUGUUUGAUUAUUAAGAUUUCUGUCUUCAGAAUUGUUAUUUAACCAUGUUUGUGACACUCCUGCACUCAAAUGGCAUUGCCUAGUAUUAAAUAUAUGGGAAUUGUAUCAAAGAUGUUGUAGACAUAUUCCAAUGGAAAUUUCUUUUGGGUGCUGUUAAUUGGGAAGAUGUCUACUACUCACUUUAUCCCCAUUUUAAAUCUCUAAUCAGUAUUUGCAUUGACGCAGGAAGUAAGUUUGUGGGCCAGCAUAAGUUAAAUUGGUGCAAAAUGAAUAUGUUGAAGAUUGGAUACUCCUGCCUGCUUUGCACUGCUUCAUUUACCUGCCUGUAUAAAACUGGACUUUCAGGCUUUUAAGCUGUUGUGCUCUAUAGGGAGAUCAGAGAUUAUUAUUGAAAUUGCAGUGUAGGCAGGUCUUUGCUGAGCAUUUUCCUUAUUUUCUUCCUUGCCACUGAUGUGCUUUAAAUUAUUUUGUGACUCUUUGUGGUGCUGUACUUUUUCUACUCCCAUUGCAAUUGUGUCACAAGGAUAUUCUCAUUGAUAAUUCCUCUAUUUCUGUUUUCUAGAGGAGGAGCAACAUAGGGAUGCAAGGCAGGUUAUGUUGCUCCUGAGGUAGUUGGCACCCACUAGUACCAUCGCGCUAGCGUAUACUGCCAAAAGUGCACAUAUUUCCAAUGUGCUAUGGAAGAUUUGAUUAAAUUUGAUUGAAUUUUAAUUAAAUAAAUGGGGAAUGAAAAAGAACCAGUACCAAAGAUGACCGUGAAACUACCAAAUUGUUGUAAAAACCUUGAUUGGCUUACUAAUGUCUUUUCAGGGAAGAAAAUCUUCCAUCCUUAGUCAGUCUGCUGUAACUCAGGAGUCACAAAUAUGCCAAUGUGAUUAACUCUUAACUGCCCGCUGAAAUGACCUAGCAAGUCACUCGAUUGUAAAGAAGGUGGUUCACCACCACCACCUCAGGCUAAUUAGGGAUGGACAAUAAUUGUCAGCGACACCCACAUUCUGAGAGUGAGUAGUAAAAUAACUUAGCCCGCAAUGCAAACAGACUUGCUAGAAAACUGAUAUGGCAUCACUUGUGCCUGUAAAGCACACUCAACAUUGAUAUAUCUGGCUGAUGUUUGCAAUGAAGGGACAGCAUUUCAUAGAUGGAUGAAGCAAGUCUUACAUGCACAACAUUGUUCAGUACUAGCCCACAUUGCUUUUAGUGGGCUUAUGCCAAUCAGAAAAAUCUGGGUAACAGAGCAAUGUUCUGUUGCGUUAAUAGUGGUGGUUGUAGUUGCCAAGUUAAAACACUAGUUUGUAUUUGGUGAUUUAACUAAUGUGUUAAAAGAGCGUCCUUUUGCCUCUGGCACUAGGGUGAAAGCAUUGGUUAGACGUCAUUGCAAGAAUGCCUUUUUAUAAAUUAGAACUGGCCUCGCUGUUUUAUUCUGGGUCCCUGACCAAAAGGAAAGCUAAGGUAGGAAGAAAAAAGGCAACAUUGAUAUAAGAGAAGAUAAUUUUGGUAAUUAGCUGAAUCAGUCAUAAAUUUGUCCAGCUUUGGUUGUCCAUACCUGAAUUUCCAAUAUGUUCUUUCUGUCAACUUCUAAGAUUACUGGGAUUAAGUAAAACUCUGUUUUCUAAUUAUUAAAAAUACCUCAAAACUAA